CUGGAAGCCGAAAGCGACCAAAAACCGCCCGCCCCAAUUUUUUCGGCGAUUCGGAGACGUGCCCCAGGGCCCGCCGCAGCCACAGCGGCCGAAGCCAGCGCUGGCCCGAGCAGCGCGCAAGCCCGCAUGCGCCUCGGAGGGGGCGCGGCGCCCCAGGGCCGAGCGACUGCGGGCGCCCCCGAGCGGCGCUUCGCCGCCUGCGCGCCCGCGUGCGCCAGGGCCAGCAGCCUGGUCGGCGUCGGGGUGGCGGCUGGCGUUCUGCUCGCCGUGCCGCUCCAGCUGGCGCCCUGCGAUGGCUCCCGCCUCCUGCAGUACACCGCCGGGGACCCCGCCUGCAGCGUUGCCGCCCGCGGGCCGGCCGGGGCGGCGGCUCGCCGCGGGGCGCCGCGCGCGAGCCUGGCGCCCCCCCCCGAGCACUGCGAGUUCUGGGAGGCUGGCGGAACCGCGGGCAGCGGCGCCGCGGCGCCGCGGGAGGCGUCUGGGCAGUGGUGCCUCGGGGACGAAGACGGGGACCUGCAGCGCAGCCAGGACCGCAGCUGCCGCCUGCAGAACGUGUGCUACGACAGCGGCACUGGGGGCCUGGUGUUCUUUCACGGGGGGCCACCCGCCAUCCUGGGCAUGGACAAGAUCCAGGGGCCGGUGUACGAGCUCGGUCCCCAGGCCGUGUGGCUCAGGAAGAGCCGCUGGCAAGGGGGCAAACCGAACCUGGAGCAGGACGUGCCGCUCCAGCUGGAAUACCGGCAGGGAACAAUCCCGGCUACGGCUCAGUGGUCGCCGCUGCCAUACCACGUGUUGUACCACACGUUCUGGGCCAGCAACGUGGGGCACGCCUGGUUCGACGACGUCUUCCCCGUCUUCCACCUGCUCCACCGCUUCGGGCUCCUGGACUGCGCUGGCGAGCGCCUCAAAGUGUGGCAGAACGUCCCGUGCGACUUCUACUUCCGCGCCAAGUCGGCUGAAGACGCGGAGCGAGCCUGCAGGUUCCAGAGGUUUGCCGUGCGGGCGCUCACGGAGGAACCCCUGGAGACGUUUGCCGAGGCAGCUCCUCCGACGCCGCCAGGCCUCCUGUGCAUGGAGAACCUGCUGGUGGGCACGGCCAUGCUGGGCAUGCAGCGCCCCCCCGCGCACGUGUGGAGACCAUUCCUGCAGCGCCUCCUCGAGGCGACCAACUCUUCGCACAUCUUCCCGACUGGGCAGCACAUCGUGUUUGUCCACAAGGAUGGGCGCCGGGCGCCGAUGAACCUGCUGGACAUGGCCAGCAGGUCUCGCCAGCACCUCGCCGGCGAAGCUCAGGUGACCGUGGCGUCGCCGGUGAAUCUCAGCUUCAAGGAGCAGUUCGACCUGGCGAGAAGUGCCACUGUUGUCGUCACCCCCUGCGGUGGCAUAUCUUUCUUCGCCGCUUUCAUGGCUCCGGCCACCACGCGCAUCAUCGUCGACUAUUACAACCACGAGAAGAACAAGACUGGCAAGAACGACGCGUACAUAUGGCAGUGGGAUUUCCAGGUGCGCACGCUGCACUACCGCAUCGAGAGGUCGUCGGUGGUGUCCGAUCCUUCGGACCAGUCGCCCCCAGAGGGCGGCAAGAACACGCGCGUCUGGAUCGACUUCGACCAGCUGGUGGGGCUCAUCCGGGAUGGCAUGCUGCAGGCCCGGGCCGGCUACGCCAACAGGUGGCGCCAAGGCCCCGGAGCCGCUGCCCGAUCUGAACCACCUCCGGGGCGGCCGCCGUGAUGUGCGGCGCGCGGAGAGCGUGCCGCAAAAAAACAGCCCCCCCGUUACGGU
Molecule: messenger RNA, 1782 nt
Organism: Prorocentrum cordatum
Lineage: Eukaryota; Dinophyceae; Prorocentrales; Prorocentraceae
Source: the annotation of a GenBank genome assembly